Molecule: messenger RNA, 1698 nt
Organism: Pyrus x bretschneideri (Chinese white pear)
Lineage: Eukaryota; Viridiplantae; Streptophyta; Magnoliopsida; Rosales; Rosaceae
Product: phenolic glucoside malonyltransferase 1-like
Exons: 1
Coding region: 160-1551 (463 amino acids)
Source: RefSeq, a predicted model, not a curated record
AGUGUAUUUUUCUUUAUAAUUAUAAAAAAUUUAGAGUACUAAAUGAGAUUUUAUAUGUGCUAAUAACAAUUUCCUAUAAUAUUUGUAUAAGUUAUUUGUUUCCAUCUCCAACUAAACAUUAAAACAUUGCCAUUAAACUUGUUUCCGUCUCUCCCUCCAAUGGCAGAGGCAGACCCAAACCUGUUGAAGGUAACUGAGGUUUGCAGGGUAGCUCCAGAACAACAAGGCACACAAGAGUACUUCCUUCUUGAUCUUACUUUCUCUGACUUAUUCUGGCUAAGGUUUCCACCUUUUCAACGCAUAUUCUUCUAUGAAAUCCCUCCUUCCACCGACUUCGAUCACAUACUUCCCAAGCUCAAAGCAUCCCUCUCUACCACCCUCCAACACUUUCUACCUCUAGCAGGAAACCUCACUUGGCCUCAAAAUUCCCACAAACCUGUUCUCAGCUACGUCCGAGGCGACACCGUUUCACUCACAAUAGCCGAGUUUAAUCAUGCUGAUCAUUUCCACCAUCUUUCGAGUAAUGAAUUUGUUGAAGCCAAACAAUACCAGAUGCUUGUGCCCCAUUUGCCGAUAUCCGACGAAAAAGCCACGGCCAUGGCAUUGCAAAUCACUCUAUUUGCUAACCACGGUUUUACUAUCGGAACAUCCAUGCACCAUGCGGUCCUCGACGGCAACACUUCAACCCUAUUUAUAAAAUCAUGGGCUUACUUCUGUAGACAUGGAGGAUUAAUCUCAACGUCUAAUUCGUUACCGGAUCAGCUAAAACCAUUUUACCGCAGAAUGGUCGUCGAGGAUCAAGCCCGGCUUGGGUCGAUUUACUCGAACCAAUUGCUCAACAUGGACCGACCCAACAAUAGAAGCUUGAUGACUAAAGUGCGUACAGAUCCAGUUUCACCUGACCUAAUUCGAGGCACGUUCCAAGUUACGCGCACAAAUCUUGAAGCCCUAAGGCAAACGGUGACGGCCAAGAAGGAACAACAAGAACAAUAUCAAUCGGUUCACUUGUCAACGUUUUCUCUCACAUGUGCCUACGCAUGGGUUUGCUUAGUCAAGGUUGAGGAGAUGAAAGCUGGCGUAUCACUCUUCAUCUUUAGCGUUGAUUGUAGGUCCCGCUUUGACCCUCCUCUACCAGCAAACUAUUUUGGCAACUGCUUAACUGGCCGUAAAGCAGUUGCAGAGACAAAUAGGCUACUGGGAGAAGAUGGGUUGAUUGUGGCAGUGAGUGCAAUUAGUGAAGCCAUAAAAAGUUUGGAUGAGGGGGUCUUGAAGGGGGCGGAGAAUCGGGUUUCAGGUUUGUACAGUGGCGUGCGUAGCAAAGAUCGUACAAAAUUUUCCGUUGCUGGCUCACAUCAGUUUAAGAUUUACGGCACUGAUUUUGGAUGGGGAAGGCCGAGGAAGACUGACGUCGUUUCGAUAGACAGGACCGGAGCGAUCUCUCUUGCAGAUAGCAAGAAUUGUGGCGGAGGUGUUGAGAUAGGGUUGGUUUUGAAAAAACAUCACAUGGAUGUUUUUGCUUCUCUGUUUGCCAAAGGUCUUGAGUCCUUAUGAUAUUUAAAAUAUUUAUACAGUGAUAGGGUACAUCUGUCUAGGGUUCGUGUGGCGGUGGGUUUUCGACUUAUUGUUUAUCUCAUAUAUGAUAAGUGUAACAUUAUUCUUUAUUUCAUAGUCAAUCCGUGAAAGUUUUCACAAACUGAA